Molecule: messenger RNA, 3475 nt
Organism: Aspergillus ibericus CBS 121593
Lineage: Eukaryota; Fungi; Ascomycota; Eurotiomycetes; Eurotiales; Aspergillaceae
Product: class I SAM-dependent methyltransferase
Exons: 7
Coding region: 332-3475 (1047 amino acids)
Molecular function (GO): methyltransferase activity
Source: RefSeq, a predicted model, not a curated record
GGUUUUUUUUUCCAAUCAACCGUGCUUCCACCUGUACAGUAACGGAAGACUGGUAACCAACCCUUCUUCAUUACUCCUACUACUCGCCUCCAUCCACCUCCCUUUCCCAGUAAAUUCAAAACCUUAUCAUUGUUAUAAUAAGGUCGUCGGGCCCGGGCCGUGAUCGAAGUCUCUAGAUCUCUUUCUAUGAGACACUGAUUUUUCCUCUUCGAGCACCCACCGACUAAUUUGCCUUACCGAGCCCUGGACUUGGAUACUACCUACGUACUACCAUCCCCCCCACUCGAACGUUGGUACUCGAAGCCCCAUUUUCCGGAGUCCGCCAGUACAUAUGAUGCCUGCUGGCAGGUCAGCUGGAUCUAGUCGUGAAGACGACACACAGUCAUUGACUGCCAGCGUAACGGACUACCCCGUGGAGCAUGGAAGACGAUACCACAAGUAUCAUGAGGGCGCAUACUUGUACCCGAACGACGAGCAAGAACUGGACCGUAUGGACAUGCAACAUCAUAUGCUCAAACUUGUGAACAACGGGCGGAUGCUAUUUGCUCCAGCCCAAAGUCCAAAGAGGAUCCUAGAUAUCGGCACUGGCUCCGGUAUAUGGCCCAUAGAAUUGGCAUCCGAAUUUCCAGCAGCCGAGAUCAUUGGAACCGACCUGUCGCCUGUCCAACCGAACGAAGUUCCAGAGAACGUCCACUUCCUCGUCGAUGAUGCUACAGAAGAUGACUGGCUAUGGGGCCCCAAUCACUUCGAUGUCAUUCAUGCUGGACACCUUUCGGGGUCCCUGCCGUCGUACAAAGACUUGUUGCGGAAAGUCUUCAAGUAUCUCAAGCCAGGCGGCUACGUUCAAUGUGAUGAGUUCGACCCGAAGCCAAAAUGCGAUGACGAAACGAUGCCUCCAGAAGAUCCCGAUAAGUUCAGCGAUUAUGCCCUCCAAGAUCUGAUGGACUUGCAAAUCCGUUCAGGCCAGGUUUCAGAUCCGCCACGGCAGUUUCGAGUGGCACACCGAUUUGCACGUUGGAUGAGAGAAGUCGGCUUCGAGGAUGUUCAGGAGCGUAUCUGCAAAGUCCCCGUGAACCCAUGGUCUACUGAUUCACAUCUGAGAACCAUCGGUUCGUGGCACGAGGCAAACCUGCUGGAAGCCAUAGCGGGAUGGUCUUACAAGCCGCUCACGAUCUUAGGCUGGUCAAAGCCUGAGAUUGAAGUCUUUCUUGUCGAUGUACGAAAAGCUAUCCAGAACCGAGCCGUGCACGCCUACAUGGACUACUACGUGGUAACCGGAAGAAAACCACGCACUGCGAAUGAGGACUUUCUAGCCUCUGCGUUUCAGCGAUUCGCAAACGGCCAACGACGCUACGAGAGCCGAGUCCCGGGACCAUUGGAGGCCAGGCGACGACUCGCGAAGCGGAGGAAUACUGCAUUGGCUGGAAUAGCUGGUACGGGACCGCUGGACGAUAUCGCUUGUUUGUUUGGGCGGAAUGGUCGGGAGCAUCUGAAGUGGACUGACGGCCGGAAGGCACCACGGGAAGCGAAGGGCUCGGAUUUUUACCAAUUGAGUACUCCGCCUCCGCCUCCGGCGGUUUACAGCGAGAAUGUCGACCCGGACGAGUCCAGCAAGCCGCCUGGUUGGCCGGACCGGGCUGACGAGGUAUCGCGCGAUAAAUACUUGAAGAGGCGUCUGAGGGAGUGCCGCACGGUUUCAUCUGUUAAGAGGGUGGUUCGCCAAUUGGACAGUGAUCUCUUACGAGAGCCGGGUUACAGCCGUCUUAUAUUCGAUCAUUUAUUGUCGUGUUCAGUGCGGGGGGAAUCCGGUAUCGAAGAGCUUCUAUCGUUUCUAGACGAUCCGCACCUAAAUAUUCGAGGCGCAAGGAAUUACCUUACCGCGGUGGAGCAUGUCGUUUUACGUGGGACAAGCCAUGCAAACCGGCACACACUCUUCGAUAACGUCAUUCAAGCUCUGGAGCUCGGGCUGAUUCCUCCCGAGGAACUGUGCGCCAUAAUAGAGACACUUUCGAAAUUGGCACCGACAAAGGGUGGGAAAGGAAGACAGCCACUAUACAGUGUGUCAAAAAUGUACCAGGCUAUGUGGGACGCGAUCGGACGGUGUGAUAUCUACGGGCACAAUGACCUAGAUGAGGGGUUAGUCGACGCGUGGCUCGGAGCUAUGUGGGAACGAAAUAUGUGUGAAGAUUUGCCCUUGGCGAAAAGCAUACUUGUGGCCGCUCAAAAUCUGGAGUCGGCUUCCUGCUCGUGGACGACCCUGUUCAUCUCGCGUUGGCUGGAACUUCCCAAGAGACUGCAAGUCGAAAUCGACGAAGCAUAUGCAAGCGGAAUACUGAGCAGCUUCAAGCCGAAUGUCGCAGCUGCUGCCAUUAUAUCGACCACGGAAUUCUUAAGGUCUUCCAACAAGACAGAUCUGUUUGGGCGGUGGCACAGCUGCUUGUCUCAGAUCCAAGAGAGUCGAAGUCUCGUUUCAUCAGAGACUUGGAUUGAUAUCCAAUCACCGCGUGAAGUCCCUGAAUCAAGUUACUCUCCGCAACACCAAAUAAUAUUACGUCUUUGGGCCUUACGGAUCCUCAGCAGAAGUCUUCCAGAUGGGCCUCUGUGGAAGAAGGACGUGAGAGCCACCGAUGUACCUAUGACACGCCUAUUGAGCCUCUAUGAAGUGCUCAGGAAGGAUGCGGAUGAGCACGACUUGUUGAGCAGCCUGAUGAAGGGAAUCCACGACCUGAGCAUGCCUGCCAAUGGCCUGCUUAUGCUGGCCGUUGAUAUGAAAGCUCGGAAUUCAAUCACUAGAUCGACCCGUCAGACCUUAACAAAAUCAGAGUCAUCGAAGAUCUCAUUCGCAGACGCAUUUGCCGAUCUAGACACCUACAAUUCCAUGGCGCCUCAUUUCUUCUCUAAGUUUGAGAAAACGGUCCGGCAAAUCGACAUUACAUCUCCCGAGUUCAUCGAGCACGGCCUCGACCUCGCCAGAACCGGAGACUCGAAAAGCGUCUGGACGCUAAUCCGUCUCCUUCGCUCUCACACCCCUCUCAAAAUCGCCCUGUCAAAGUCAUGGGUGCCCGUUCCCGACGCCUCAGAAAAGGCGCUGGUGCGCUACUACCCGGAGCCUCGAACCAGCGACUGCCCCGACCCACAUGCAGCCCUCGAGAUGAUCCAUCUUCUCGCCGUCUCUCUUGCGUGUUCGAAGCGCCUGACUCCGCGUCGCUCCUACAGCCUCGUUCAUUGGCUGUACGUCUUCCUUGUGAGACAUAACGCGCCUGUGAAACCCGCUCUGGCACGCGCGAUGUACCACGCCGGUGUUGAACGCUUCCGACGACAGGGACUCCGCGUGGCUCCGACGCAAUAUGCGUACAUCUUCGAUGUGGUGGAGGAGGUCGAAGGGCCUGAUGUUGCUGCUGAUCUUAUGGAUCCGCCCCGCAUGAGGGAUAGAUUUUCUAGACACGACGAUGAGGAGGAGCAUCACUCCGAUUAA